AUGCUUGGCACUGUCUUGCUUUCGGCCGCGGCGUCGUUCGUGCUGUAUACUGUCUGGAGUAUACUCCAGCGUGUAACCAAACCGUACUUCUCGGCACUGAAGAACAUCCCCGGUCCGCCCAGCCCGAGUUGGCUGUAUGGCAAUAUCCGGGAAAUACUGCAACAGGAGGCGGGGGUGCAGGUCGAGCAAUGGGUGGAACAGUACGGACAUGUGUUCAAGUUCAAGUGGGCGAUGAACGCUGAUCGGCUCGUUCCUGUGGAUACGAAAGCCCUACAUCAUAUUCUGACCCAUUCAUUUGACUACCAGAAACCCAAGGAUGCCAGUAGAAAUAUCGCGCAGAUUUUUGGCUAUGGCUUGCUUGCUGUAGAAGAGGAGGAACACAAACAACAGCGCCGCAUAAUGAAUCCAGCUUUUGGCCCGAUGCAUCUCCGGGAGAUGACAAGUAUCUUCUUCGAGAAAGCCAUCCAGCUCCGAGACAUUUGGCUAGCACAAAUACCUGCUUCCGGAGAACCCGCAAUGUUCGACGCGCUGUCUUGGCUCAGCAGGAUGACCUUGGACGUCAUCGGACAGGCUGGAUUCGGUUACGACUUCAACGCGCUGAACCCCGACUCGACGCCAAAUGAGCUUAACCAAGCGUUCGCAACCAUCUUCCAGGGCAGCCAGAACCGGCACCGGCUGUUCGUGCUCAACCAGAUUCCGUUAACCAACCUGAUCCCUACUGAACGGCGCAGACGCAUUGCUGAAGCCAGGAGGACGAUGGACAGGAUCGGCAGGCGGCUCCUUGAGGAGAAGAAGCGGGCUGUGCGAGAGAGCACUGGCGCAGGCGGCAAGGUCGAGAAGAAGGCGUUCCAGGGCCGCGAUUUGCUGAGUCUCCUGGUGAAGGCGAAUAUGGCGGAAGAUAUUCCGGAGAACCAGCGGUUGACCGACGAUCAGGUCCUGGCUCAGGUGCCGACGUUCAUGAUCGCUGGCCAUGAGACAAGCAGCACGGGCGCCACCUGGUGUCUGUAUGCCCUCAGCCGGGCCCCGGACGCCCAAGUCAAACUGCGCGAAGAGCUCCGGGGCGUGUCGACGGACACACCCAGCAUGGACGAGCUGAACGCACUGCCGUACCUCGACGCGGUCAUACGGGAAAUGCUUCGCAUCCAUGCACCCGUCCCGAUGACCGCGCGCGUCGCGAUGAAAGACGACGUGAUCCCACUCAGCAAGCCGUUCGUUGAUCGUUAUGGGAAGACGCAGGAUGUUAUCCGUAUAUCGAAGGGUGAUUCCAUCGCGGUCCCGAUUCUGCAGAUAAACUGCUCAAAGGAGAUAUGGGGCGAAGAUGCAGGGGAGUUCAAACCAGAGCGAUGGCUCAAGGACUCUGUCCCCGAGGCUGCACACAAUGUACCCGGGAUCUGGGGCAACAUCCUGACAUUUCUAGGCGGCCCGCGCGCGUGCAUCGGCUAUCGCUUCUCCUUGGUCGAGAUGAAGGCGAUUAUAUUCACCCUGAUCAGAGCGUUGGAGUUCAGCCUUGCUGUUCCGCCGGAGCAGAUUGGGAAACGGCAGGUGAUCGUGACCCGACCUGUUGACCUCGCGGAUCCGGAGAAGAAGAACUGGAUGCCACUACUAGUUCGACCGGUGAAGCAGUGAAACUCGGUCUUGUGCGGUGCGGAUGCGGGCUGGGUUGGCCAGUGUUCUGUCUGUCUGAAUUUUGCGCGAAUCCGGCUUCUGCUCUAUUUUUGAUCAUAUCUUUCACCUGAAGUUUCGGAUUAUUCUGAUUAUUCGUAAUUGAAGAGAUCGUAGAUGGAUACAUCCUUAGGUUGUAUCGAGAGAAGGUGAAUGGAGGCACCUGAAGCUUGAGGACCCGGAAUGAGC
Molecule: messenger RNA, 1851 nt
Organism: Gloeophyllum trabeum ATCC 11539
Lineage: Eukaryota; Fungi; Basidiomycota; Agaricomycetes; Gloeophyllales; Gloeophyllaceae
Product: cytochrome P450
Exons: 14
Coding region: 1-1626 (541 amino acids)
Molecular function (GO): monooxygenase activity; oxidoreductase activity, acting on paired donors, with incorporation or reduction of molecular oxygen; heme binding
Source: RefSeq, a predicted model, not a curated record